AUGGAACAUUGGCCAAGCGGCAAUACUGUAAAGUACUGUACACAUUCAAAUCUCAGGGAAAUUUUAGUCGAGUGGAUCCUCGACUUAAUCGGCUCCGACGGCACUCCCGUCAGGGAGUUGAGCAUCAAACCCCUGGAAGUGUCCUUUACCACAUUGUUUUGGGAAUUAUAUAUCGCUGUCACCUAUCUCCUCUUCAAACCCGAUUACCACGUUGCCCGCUUGGCUACUGCCUUGCCUCAUCAGCCCCAAAUCAACGUUCUCAGCAACGCCAAGAAGGUCAAAGACCAGUCCACUUCUUCAAAGUGGAGACGUGGACAAAAUUCCGCUGAGCUAUCAGCCUUUGUGGAGUCACAUUCGCAUCUUCGCGUCUACACACCUACAACAUUUAUAACCACACCCAUCCAUACCUUUACUGUACUCCCACGCCCUGGGCCCGAUCUGAUCUAG
This is a messenger RNA of Fusarium venenatum, 447 nucleotides long. The record is from RefSeq and is a predicted model, not a curated record. Lineage: Eukaryota; Fungi; Ascomycota; Sordariomycetes; Hypocreales; Nectriaceae.